AGCCGUGGCUAACGAAGCGCAGGAAAAUAUAAAAUAGUGUGCUGCUCUUUUCGCGUACAUUUCUGUACGAUAUGAAAUUUAAUUAUUAAGAAUCUUUGUUACAAUAUAAUGAUGUAAGAUUUGUUCUUCGUGGUUGAAUAUGCACAGCUAAAUAAUUUAAUUUCUGGAAGAUACGACUUCGAGAAAAUUCUACGCGAUGCUGGAACACUACUGCCCCCACUAGGACACUGCUCGAAGCGAGCAAGCGUCAAACCAAACGGUCCAAACGUCAACCGUCAUAUUGCGUCCGUUGCGAAUACGGGUACAUUCGAAAGAAACUUUGCGAGAAGUCUUCCGAUCCAUUUAUUAUCAUCAAAAGUAUCAUAGAAGAAGGAAAAGGAAUGUCUCUGUUACCGGUGUUAUUCUCGAACUGGUGGGAAGAUCUGGAAAGACCUCAUCGUAUCUUCGAUCAACAUUUUGGAUUGCCACUGAGCAUCGAAGAUUUACCGACUCCUAGAUCGCUCGCGCCAACGGAUACCGAUAUUUUGAUCCUGAGGCCUCGUCGCCGUGGCUAUCACAGAUAUCAGCCUUAUGAAAGAAGCGUCGACCGAAAAUCUAGUGGAGUAUCUACGAUAGAUGCUGACAAGAAUAAAUUCCAAGUAACCUUGGAUGUUCACCAAUUUGCUCCAGACGAAGUCAAGGUUAAAGUCUUAGGGAAAAGUGUAGUUGUCGAAGGGAAGCACGAAGAGAAGCAGGAUGAGCAUGGUUGGAUAUCGAGGCAGUUCGUACGAAAAUACUUUGUGCCUGAACAAUGCGAAAUCGAUGAACUCAAGUGUAGCCUCUCGUCCGAUGGUGUCUUGACUAUUACAUCGCCACGGAAGGAUCAGAAUUCGAAAUUAGAGAAUGAAAGAGUUAUUGAAAUUGAAAAUACAGGAAAACCUGCAUUAAGGGAGGAAGCAAAGCCCUCGGAAAAAGAAAACCAGAACGAAGUUCCAGUCCAAAAGAAUUCUGUCCAAGAGAGAACAAGAGCACAAGAGCAGACUGUAAAGGCAGCUUAAGAAAACGUUCAUUUAAGUUUUAUAUUAUAUAAUAUAAGUAUUAACCUUAAAGUAUUAACAUUCAUUCAUCUUUUAAUUUAAGAAUUAUCAGAAUACACAAAUCUUUCAAGAAAACUUUUAUUUACGUUUUUUACAUGCAAUUGAUUCCUCAAAAAAUAAUUUCUAAAGUCAUCUUUAAGUUUAUAAAUUAUAUAUACGUAUGUAUAACAGAAAACAAUGCGUUCAACUGGUACUAUAUAAGACUUGUUUAAAACUUACGCUAUUUAGUGUUAAUUUGCUAUAAAGCAUUUUAUAAUAAAAGAUGGUUUUUGUAUAA
Messenger RNA from Megalopta genalis, 1353 nucleotides. Its product is annotated as protein lethal(2)essential for life. Lineage: Eukaryota; Metazoa; Arthropoda; Insecta; Hymenoptera; Halictidae. The record is from RefSeq and is a predicted model, not a curated record. Gene Ontology annotation, biological process: response to heat; protein refolding. Gene Ontology annotation, cellular component: nucleus; cytoplasm.